GCCACCGUGAGCAGCUAUCUACACUCUCUCACCAUUGUGCCCGUCAGAACCGCUGCCACGGCUGGCUCGGCACCACAAAAGAGCACGCGCUUCUUCCCCGCCCAAAUCGAAACAAGGAGCCGGCACACAACCGCCCCGGCUCGCCUCGGAGGGCUCACCGAAUCCCGAACCCCACGGCGCGAGUUCGCCGGAAGACGAGGCAUCAUCGCUUAUAGCUCUUUCAGCAUGGAGCUCUGCACAGCUUCUGUAUCUAUUUCACCGCAUCGCCCCAGUAUAUCAACGUCUAGCCGUCCAGUGCCAUAUACUCGAUAUGCCGGUUCAAGAUCCUGUAUUUCCAAAAGGACAAAGCGAUCUUCACUCUAUGUCAUCAAUGCUGCAUCAACUAAUGCCCUGCUCUCUUCUCGGACCCUACCCACGCAAACUAAUGGUGCAGCUGCGAAAGGCAUGCCCAGCAAAAAGCCCAACAGUGCACUGGAGCAACUUGAUAUCGAGCGUGGUGUCUGCAUGCCUUUCCGAAAGUACUCCCCGGAAAUGGUCAGGAGUAAAGUCUUGGGAUCAAGUGGCUCUGUACUAUCCCUCGCUAGUCGGGGGGUGGAGAUCAUUUGGAAACUAGGCUUUUAUUGGUCAUCUCUGGUGUAUGACUACUUGGUUGGACGGGAUGAAGAAAUCGUUCCGUUCCGUGCCCGCCAGCUCCGCAAUCUUUUAUGUGAUCUCGGGCCAUCAUUCAUAAAAGCAGGACAGGUUCUAGCUAACAGGCCUGAUAUUAUUCGUGAGGAUUAUAUGAGCGAACUGUGUAUCCUACAAGAUGACGUUCCUCCAUUUGCUAACCAGGUGGCCUUUUCCAUAAUUGAGGAGGAACUUGGCCAGCCUCUAGAACAACUAUUCAGCAAAAUUUCAUCAGAGACAAUAGCAGCUGCAAGUCUGGGCCAAGUCUACCGUGCCACACUAAGAGAAACCGGCGAGGAUGUUGCUAUCAAGGUUCAGAGGCCAGGGAUUGAGCCAAUAAUAUUCCGAGAUCUGUUCCUUUUCCGCACGCUGGCUUCCUUUUUGAAUGGGAUUAGCCUUCAAAAACUAGGCUGCAAUGCAGAGCUUAUUGUUGAUGAAUUCGGUGAAAAACUUUUGGAAGAACUUGAUUACACUCUUGAAGCUAGAAACAUCGAGGACUUCAUAGUAAAUUUUAAGAAUGAUCCAACUGUGAAGAUCCCUCUAGUAUAUAAUAAGUUUUCAGGUUCUCGUGUUUUGGUGAUGGAAUGGAUAGAUGGAAUCAGAUGCACUGAUCCGCAGGCUAUAAAAGAAGCUGGGAUUGAUGUAGAAGGCUUUCUCACAGUUGGAGUGAGUGCAGCACUGCGCCAGUUGCUUGAAUUUGGCCUUUUCCAUGGAGAUCCACAUCCUGGAAAUGUUUUUGCGAUGCGAGAUGGCCGUAUUGCUUACGUCGACUUUGGCAAUGUUGCCGUCCUUAGCCAGCAAAACAAAGAAAUCCUGAUUGAUGCUGUAGUUCAUGCUGUAAAUGAAGACUAUGCAGAAAUGGCAAAUGACUUCACAAGGCUUGGUUUUCUUGCUAGUGGAACAGAUGUUUCCCCAAUUAUCCCAGCUCUGGAAGCUAUUUGGCAAAACUCAGCUGGAAAAGGCUUGGCAGACUUCAAUUUCAGGAGUGUGACUGGGAAGUUUAAUCAGCUUGUGUACAAUUACCCUAUCCGCAUCCCAGAAAGAUUUUCUUUGGUCAUUCGCUCUUUGUUGACGCAAGAAGGAAUUUGCUUUACUCUCAAGCCUGAAUUUAAGUUCCUUGAGGUUGCAUAUCCGUAUAUAGCAAACCGUCUUUUGACAGAUCCAAAUCCUGCUCUCCGUGAACGGCUGAUACAGGUGUUAUUCAAAGAUGGAUUGUUCCAGUGGAAACGACUAGAAAACCUUAUAGUUCUUGCCAAGGAAAAUGUGUCAAAGAUGAGUACCAAUCCUGCACUGAAGAGCAAUAGCCUGCAAACUGUGUCGAGUCAAAAACUGGAGAAGAAACUGGAUCUCACUGACACAAUAAAAGAUGGAGCACGGCUGUUCCUUAUCGAUUCUGGGAUCAGGAGACAACUUGUAAUGGCUUUCACUGAGGACUCCAGGUUGCACGUAGACGAGCUUGUUGAUGUAUACAAACUGGUGGAAGAUCAGAUAGAUAUACCUUCAGUUGCUCUUGAGGUUCUCCAAGAUUUGCCAUCGGUCGCACGCGAUUUCAUGCUUUCGUGGAGUGAUUCUGUUCUGUCAGAUCGCCAAAACUAACCCAGCCAAAACGCUGGACAGCAAGCGGAGACCUGCUAGUUAGGAACAGCAAGCAACUUACCUCGAGUUAAUCUGCAAAUAGAGAUAUAGAUAGAUAGACAAGAUUCUUCCCCUAUUCUUUGGUGGGGCACUCCUGUAUAGCAAGAUUUGCUCGUGCUCGACCUGCACAUGCCACUUGUAUAGUGGAACACGGACUUGUAUAUAACUGGAGUUUGUAAUAGUAAUUCUGGAACAAAAACAGCAUAUAGAUAUAGUAGUAGUUUUGUUUUUGUAUAGUAAGUAGUACGUACUGUAGUAUAUAUGCAAAGGGGUAUGCUGAUUUGUAUACGAUUUCC
Messenger RNA from Triticum dicoccoides, 2597 nucleotides. Its product is annotated as protein ACTIVITY OF BC1 COMPLEX KINASE 1, chloroplastic-like. The transcript has 15 exons. Lineage: Eukaryota; Viridiplantae; Streptophyta; Magnoliopsida; Poales; Poaceae. The record is from RefSeq and is a predicted model, not a curated record. Gene Ontology annotation, molecular function: protein kinase activity; ATP binding. Bases 226 to 2262 code for a protein of 678 amino acids. Gene Ontology annotation, biological process: protein phosphorylation.